Molecule: messenger RNA, 834 nt
Organism: Caenorhabditis remanei
Lineage: Eukaryota; Metazoa; Nematoda; Chromadorea; Rhabditida; Rhabditidae
Exons: 4
Coding region: 1-834 (277 amino acids)
Biological process (GO): lipid metabolic process
Source: RefSeq, a predicted model, not a curated record
AUGCCGCCAAAAAUAUUUUUGAUCUACCUCCUUAUCCCUUCGAUCUACACUCAUUCCAUCCCGUAUUCCGAUCAACUUUCCCGCCACAAAUUGAUCUACGCCGCGAUCGCUGCGUACGGUACAGUACCCCGAUACUGUAUGGAUAGAGGAUUCAAUGGCACCGCCGAGAUCAAACGACAGAUUACUGUAUCUUGUGAUACGGUAGAUUCUGGAGACACUUGUUCCGGGUUUACGGCUAUUAGUCAUGAGGACGAGGCGAUUUUGGUGGUGUUCAGAGGGACGACGAGUACCGAGCAGUUGGUUGUGGAGGGGGCGGAGACUGUGUUUGGGAGUCAGACCGCCUGGCCAUCAGGCGGCUUUGUCUCCAAGUACUUCAGCGACGGCUUCUUCAAAAUCUGGUCAUCAGGAAUGAAGGAUGACUUCAACGGUCUCAUCUCCAAGUACCCCGGCUAUCAGGUUUGGGUCACCGGUCACUCCCUGGGCGGUGCCAUGGCCUCAUUGGCAGCCAGCUACCUUCGAUUCAACCGUCUGGUCUCCUCAGAAAACUUAUUGCUCGUCACAUUCGGUCAACCGCGGACCGGAAAUUUGAUCUACGCUCAAAGCGUGGACACGCUCGUAGACAACGCCUACCGUAUCACACAUUCUCACGAUCCGGUACCCCAUGUACCCGGUAAGGGGCAUCACGGCGGGUAUUGGCAUCACAAAUCGGAAGUUUUCUACAAUCAAAAAAUGACGGGAUGGGAAAUUUGUGAAGAGGACGAGGGGCAAAGAUGCUCUAAUGCGAAUGCGGUGGAUUUGAGUUUUGAGACAAGCACCAUGGCAAAAUUGAAGUAG